AUGACCGGUAUCGAGAACAAGGAGUUCAAGUGGUAUCAAGUCUGUGAGGUCUUCACCGAUUACAAGACAUAUCUCUUAUUCAUCUUCUUUCUCUCCAUGAAUGUCCCCACUGGUGGCUUGAUUACUUUUGGGGCGCAGAUCGUCUUGGGUCUGGGGUAUGGAAGGCCGGAGACAACACUUCUCGGGAUGCCAACCGAAAUGAUGCAGAGUCUAGCAGGUUUUAUGGUCGCAAUCCCCCAGCAGUGGCUGCACAACAAAAGGUGCUACACAGCAGCUGCAUGCUGUUUGGUGCCGCUGGUUUGCUCCCGCAUCAUCAGGGAACUCCCCGAUGAGAACAAGGUUGGACGACUCAUGGCGUACUACUUCUUUUACUUUUUCUGGGGUCCCUAUGCUACUGGCAAGUUGAUCCGGCUGAAAUCUUCCCUUACCCUGGCCAUGGGCAAUGUUUCUGGACACACCAAGAAGCUCACUGUUAAUGCAACUAUAUUCCUGGCUUACUGCAUCGCCAACAUCAUCGGUCCGCAGGUCUUUCGGGCGGCUGAAGCUCCUCACUAUUCAACCGGAUAUAACUAUAAUCUCGGAUUUGAGGCCACAGCUAUCUGCGCCCUUCUAGCAUACGCUGGCGGCUGCAUAGUCGAGAACAGGAAGCGGGAUAAGGCCGAAGGUACAGAUGUUUCUGUCCGAGUUGAGGAUCAGCUUGGAGAUCUGACAGAUUAUGAGAAGAAAGGUUUCCUUUACAUUUACUAG
Molecule: messenger RNA, 747 nt
Organism: Fusarium odoratissimum NRRL 54006
Lineage: Eukaryota; Fungi; Ascomycota; Sordariomycetes; Hypocreales; Nectriaceae
Exons: 4
Coding region: 1-747 (248 amino acids)
Cellular component (GO): membrane
Molecular function (GO): transmembrane transporter activity
Source: RefSeq, a predicted model, not a curated record